CUUUUCCUGGGAUGCCUCCAAAAACCUCGAGGCUGCUAGCGUGCUGAGGCUGGCUAGCUUUCAUGCUGACCGUUUAUUGUGUUGCGCUCAAAGGGCCUGUUUUUGAGCUGUUUUUGAGGAAAUGUGGUGAAUUUAAACUUACUCUGUUUGGGGGGAAAAUUCUGCUUCAGAACAGCCAGGACUUUGCACGGCGUGAUCUCAGGCUUUGGGAGGAGUGUGGAUCUAAAUCCAAACUGGAUCAUCUUUACUCUGGGUCUCGAAGCUGCAGCUGUACACUGCUGUUUGAAGGACAGAGCUAGAAGGAAAAGUGGAAUUCAGGCUGACAUACAAAAUGGCUUGGCUGUCAUGUUGUAGACCACAAGACUAAUCCAUUUGAAUACUUCUGGCUUUGAAGGGAGAGAGCUGAGGCUCGCAUUAGCCCUUUUGGCCACAGCCUUGCAUUGGGAAUUCAUGUUGAGCUGAUUGUCUGCCAGGACCCCUGGUCUCAUAUUUGGUCUCUGCUUCAGAGGAUAGAGUCCUCUCUCUCCCUCUCAUCCUGAUUUUAGAUAAUGGGCUGUGUGCAAUGUAAGGAUAAAGAAGCAACAAAACUGACUGACGAGAGGGAUGGCAGUUUAACUCAAAGUUCAGGCUACCGCUAUGGGACAGAUCCCACUCCACAGCAUUAUCCUAGCUUUGGCGUGACUUCAAUUCCAAACUACAACAACUUCCAUGCCACAGGAGGCCAAGGGUUGACAGUGUUUGGUGGAGUCAAUUCCUCCUCUCAUACGGGAACGCUGCGAACAAGAGGAGGGACAGGUGUAACUCUUUUUGUGGCGCUUUAUGACUAUGAAGCAAGAACAGAAGAUGACUUAAGUUUUCACAAAGGAGAAAAAUUUCAAAUACUUAACAGCUCGGAAGGAGACUGGUGGGAGGCCCGGUCCUUGACAACAGGCGAAACUGGUUAUAUUCCCAGCAAUUAUGUGGCUCCAGUCGAUUCCAUCCAAGCAGAGGAGUGGUACUUUGGCAAACUGGGCCGAAAAGAUGCUGAGAGGCAGCUGUUGUCAUUUGGAAACCCGAGAGGUACCUUCCUUAUCCGGGAAAGUGAAACUACCAAAGGUGCCUACUCCCUGUCCAUUCGUGACUGGGAUGAUAUGAAGGGAGAUCACGUCAAACAUUAUAAAAUUCGUAAACUUGACAAUGGUGGCUAUUAUAUCACAACUCGGGCACAGUUUGAAACUCUUCAGCAGCUGGUUCAGCAUUAUUCAGAGAGAGCUGCAGGUCUUUGCUGCCGCUUAGUAGUCCCCUGUCAUAAAGGAAUGCCAAGGCUUACUGAUCUGUCUGUCAAAACCAAAGAUGUCUGGGAAAUUCCACGAGAAUCCCUACAGUUGAUCAAGAGACUGGGAAAUGGGCAGUUUGGGGAAGUAUGGAUGGGUACGUGGAAUGGAAAUACUAAAGUGGCCAUCAAGACUCUGAAGCCUGGCACUAUGUCUCCAGAAUCAUUCUUAGAAGAAGCCCAAAUCAUGAAGAAGCUAAAACAUGAUAAACUGGUCCAACUUUACGCUGUGGUGUCUGAAGAACCCAUCUAUAUUGUCACGGAGUACAUGAGUAAAGGGAGUUUGCUAGAUUUCUUAAAAGAUGGAGAAGGAAGAGCUUUGAAGUUACCGAAUUUAGUGGAUAUGGCAGCCCAGGUGGCUGCAGGAAUGGCUUACAUUGAGCGAAUGAAUUACAUACACAGAGAUCUGCGAUCUGCAAACAUUCUGGUGGGGAAUGGCCUAAUAUGCAAGAUUGCUGAUUUUGGAUUAGCAAGACUGAUUGAAGACAAUGAAUAUACAGCAAGACAAGGUGCAAAGUUUCCCAUCAAAUGGACUGCACCAGAAGCAGCGUUGUAUGGAAGGUUCACAAUAAAGUCAGACGUGUGGUCUUUUGGGAUCCUACUGACAGAGCUGGUAACAAAAGGGAGAGUGCCAUACCCAGGCAUGAAUAACCGUGAAGUUUUGGAGCAAGUAGAACGUGGUUAUAGGAUGCCAUGUCCUCAGGACUGUCCCAUCUCCUUGCACGAGCUUAUGAUCCACUGCUGGAAAAAAGACCCAGAGGAGCGUCCAACUUUCGAAUAUUUGCAGGGUUUCCUUGAAGACUACUUCACCGCAACAGAACCCCAGUACCAGCCCGGCGACAACCUGUAAACCCCUGGUCUCCACACACUGUCAUGAAUUACCAGGUGUUUUCAGCCCUGCCCACCUGCUCUUUAGCUUCCAACUCAGUGACCGGCUUCUCCAGAGUGCAGCAUCUUCCAGCACCGCAGCGCACAUGCGGGGGGGCCCCACAGCUGCGAACUGCCUCAGCCCUUGCCUAUGACCACUUGUCCUAAUAAUCUGAAUGUCCUUGAUGAAAAGGAGAAAAACACUUGUUUUUUCUUAAUCAGAGACUCCUAAACUGCAUUGUAUUGAUGUUAUGUAAACUGCAAAAACUCUGUUCAUUGUAAAUAGUAACUCAGUGCCAAUAACUGAUCCUAGUGCUUUCCUUUUUUUAAAACGCAAAACCUAUGUGAUUUUAACUAGUCUUCUCCUGAUUCAACUAAAAGUAUUAUUUUCCAGAAGUGGCCUCUUUUGUCUAAAACUUUUUUUUUUCAUGUUUUAACAAAAAAAAAAAAUCAGGACAGAUUUUUGGUUUUUUGCUUUUUUAUAUAUAAAAUAUAUAUAAUAUAUAUACAUACAUAUACAUACAGUAAAUGGGUGCUAUUGCAGAGGAAACUCAUUUUGAAUGGAAUGAAUCCUGCUGCAGCAGUACCCAGAAAGUGAUAAUUUUACUGCAGACAUGAAAACACUGGUGGGAUUCUGAAAGCCAGUGAUCUAAUUUUUGGCUUUUGCCAAGCAUGAUUUUUUUAAAUUGGAUUGCACUUUUUGUUUAUGACUAUGUACCUGUAGAUGGUUGUAACUUUGCUCUUUCAGGAAUCAUGUGCUGUAUUUACAGUAAUGUUUCCAAUGUUUGACAAGUGUGUGAUGAUUUGUUCUUGAAAUUAAAAUGAACAUAUUUAAAGCAAGAAAACUACACCAUCACCGUUUGAACUGGAAAAUUGAAACCACAAGGACUUCUUGUAUCAAAACAUAUAUACUGAAAUGUUUCAAAAAGAUUUAUUAAGCAGUGUAACCACAUUCAAAUGGUCUUACAAUCAUAGCAUUUUAGCCAUGUCACCCUGCUAAACUGUUGGUCCUGCAACUAAGAUUUUUCUGUUUUAUGUGUAACAUUUUCCAUUGUAAAAUAAGUGUGUUGAAUGUCCUGUACUGCUAAUGAAAUUACUUUCUCUAUGUC
This is a messenger RNA of Struthio camelus australis, 3288 nucleotides long. It is a transcript of the gene FYN, whose product is annotated as FYN proto-oncogene, Src family tyrosine kinase. The record is from RefSeq and is a predicted model, not a curated record. Gene Ontology annotation, biological process: T cell receptor signaling pathway; protein phosphorylation; cell differentiation. Gene Ontology annotation, molecular function: signaling receptor binding; non-membrane spanning protein tyrosine kinase activity; ATP binding. NCBI's taxonomy places the organism in Eukaryota, Metazoa, Chordata, Aves, Struthioniformes, Struthionidae. Gene Ontology annotation, cellular component: extrinsic component of cytoplasmic side of plasma membrane.